Molecule: messenger RNA, 1953 nt
Organism: Homalodisca vitripennis (glassy-winged sharpshooter)
Lineage: Eukaryota; Metazoa; Arthropoda; Insecta; Hemiptera; Cicadellidae
Product: glucose dehydrogenase [FAD, quinone]-like
Molecular function (GO): flavin adenine dinucleotide binding; oxidoreductase activity, acting on CH-OH group of donors
Source: RefSeq, a predicted model, not a curated record
AUGAAACGUUUCAGCUUUUCAAAUAAUAGAUCUGGAUCUCGAUCAGCGGAUCGGAGUUCUCGUUCCCGUUCCCGUUCUCGCUCAACAUCACCGUUAGCCUUGGAAAUGGAACCUCCGUUUCAAGUAGUGAAAACUCGAAGAGAAAUUGCAACUAAUGGGAAAAGAAGACUCCAAAAUAACCUGACAAAUAAUGGAAGCUCAAGCAAAAAAAGAACGAGGUUCAUUGCAGGCAAUUCCACUGCCCAACAUAACCUCAACACAAUUGAGAAGACAAUUUUCCUUUUUACUUCUCGUUUUAGCCCAGAAACAAAAAGUGAGGACAUUGAACAGUACUUAACAAAUAAGAAAGAUGGAAAAUAUGUUGUUGAUAAGCUCAACUCAAAGCGACCAGACUUGUACUCUUCGUUUAAAGUAGAACUGUAUUUCUAUUGUUGUAGAGAUCAGUGUGGCGAGACACAUGAAACAUACUCUAAUUGGCUUCAUGAAGAAAAUACUUGCUCAGAUUCUCAAGAUAUUGGUGAUUUUGGAAGUUCUCUGAUUAAAGACAUUUACACAUCUAUCAAAAAGGCAGAAUAUGAUUUAGCCAAUCCAUCAGAUUACCCUCCCCACUACAGUCCUCAGGAGGGAGAAGAGUUUGAUUUCAUCAUUGUUGGUUCCGGCUCAGCGGGGGCUGUCAUUGCCAACCGCUUGUCUGAGAUCUCAGAGUGGAACAUACUCCUUCUUGAAGCUGGUGGUAACCCUACAAAAACUACUGAGAUACCCAGUGUUUACAUGGCACUUUCUAAGUCUGAGUUGGAUUGGCAGUACCAAACAGAUCAGUCUGAGGAUAACUGUCUCGGGAUGGUAAACAAUAGUUGUAAUAUGCCAAGAGGAAAAGUGCUUGGAGGCACAAGUGCGAUUAAUGGGAAUAUGUAUGUUAGAGGAAACUGGAGAGAUUUUGAUUCAUGGGCAGCUGCAGGAAAUGAAGGCUGGGAUUAUGAAAAUGUUCUAAAAUAUUUCAAAAAAUCAGAAAACAUUAAAUCAAAAGAGGUUCUGCAAACUUCAAAUUAUCAAAAUUACCAUGGAGAAAAUGGAUUUUUAACAGUAGAUUCAUUUAAUGAUUAUGGAUUAGAUGGUUUAAUUAGUGGAUUUGCGGAAGGAAUGAAAGAACUUGGAUAUGAUACUAAUAUGGAUGUAAAUGGAGAAUCCCAAACUGGGUUUGCAAAAGUACAAGGAACAAUUAUUAAUGGAAAACGUUGCAGUACUGCUAAAGCUUUUUUAAGUCCAAUUAAGGACAGAACAAAUCUGAAAAUUUCUAAAAACUCUUUAGUGACCAAGCUAAUUAUGGGUAAAACUACUAAGACAGCACAUGGGGUGACAUUUUUUGAUAAACAAGGUAAAGAGAUCCAAGUCAGAGCAAGAAAAGAAGUCAUUAUUUCUGCUGGUGCUAUAAACUCUCCACAGCUUCUAAUGUUAUCAGGAAUUGGACCCAGAAAACACUUAGAAGAGUUGGGCAUUGAGGUGAUCCAAGAUUUGCCUGUAGGUGAGAAACUACAUGAUCACAUGAUAAUGGUAGGACUUGUGUUGUCUUUUAAUUACACAAGAGAAAUCAAGUCAAUUACUGAUCAUAUGUAUGACUUUCUGAAAACAAGUAACAGCAAAUUAUCAAGUAUAGGUAUGUUGGGGUACUCAACUUUUAUAAAUACACUUGAAAACAAAAUUGAUUUUCCGGAUAUGCAGAUACAACAUGGUAACUUUGAAGUUAAUGAUGUAAAAUCACUUGCUUUAAUUUUAGAUCGUUUGGGUCUUAGGGAAGAAAUAAGUAAGCAGUAUCAUGAAAUCAAUUCUAAGAGAUACAUUGUACUGUUACUACCAACAUUGCUUAGACCGGCCAGCACAGGUAAGAUAUUGCUGUCAUCUACAGAUCCCACUGACAAACCACAAAAUCAUAACAGGAUUCCUAUCAAACGAUGA